CUGGUGCAAGCCCCCCAGCCCCACCCCUCCCCAUGCAGCCCUGGCAGUGCCUCCGGCGCUUUGCCCUGGCCUGGUGGGAGAGGACAGCGGAGGGCAGCGCCCGAUCUUCCAGGGAGGAGGCUGGACCGAGGGACCCCGGGGGCCGAGGGGAGCCAGAUCCGGAGCGGAGCAGCCCCCCCAUGCUCUCUGCAGACGAUGCCGAGUACCCUCGGGAGUACCGGACCCUGGGGGGCGGGGGCGGGGGCGGGGGCAGCGGGGGCCGGCGCUUCUCCAACGUGGGGCUGGUGCACACGUCGGAGCGGCGGCACACGGUGAUCGCGGCGCAGAGCCUGGAGGCGCUCAGCGGGCUCCAGAAGGCCGAUGCUGACCGCAAGCGCGAUGCCUUCAUGGACCACCUGAAGAGCAAGUACCCCCAGCACGCCCUAGCCCUGCGGAGUCAGCAGGACAGGAUGCGGGAGCAGGUUGGCGGCUGGACCGUGGACCCCGUGUGCCUCCUCAGCUCCCUCUGCUCCCACCUCCAUGGCGACUCCGCCCCCUCCGGGGCUGGCCAGCCGGCCCAGCAGCCAAACUACUGGAGUUUCAAGACCCGCAGCUCGCGCCACACUCAGGGAGCCCAGCCUGGGCUGGCAGACCAGGCGGCCAAGCUGUCAUACGCCUCGGCUGAGUCACUGGAGACCAUGUCGGAGGCGGAGCUGCCCCUGGGCUUCAGUAGGAUGAACCGCUUCCGACAGAGCCUGCCCCUCUCCCGCUCAACCAGCCAGACCAAGCUGCGCUCACCAGGGGUGCUGUUCCUGCAGUUCGGGGAGGAGACUCGGCGCGUGCACAUCACGCACGAGGUCAGCAGCCUGGACACGCUGCACGCACUCAUCGCGCACAUGUUCCCGCAGAAGCUCACCAUGGGCAUGCUGAAGUCGCCCAACACAGCCAUCCUCAUCAAGGACGAGGCUCGCAACGUCUUCUACGAGUUGGAGGACGUCCGGGACAUCCAGGACCGCAGUAUUAUCAAGAUCUAUAGGAAGGAGCCACUCUACGCCGCUUUCCCUGGCUCACACCUCACCAACGGGGACCUCCGGAGAGAGAUGGUGUAUGCGUCGCGGGAGUCGUCGCCCACGCGGCGCCUCAACAACCUGUCGCCGGCGCCGCACCUGGCCUCCGGUUCGCCGCCGCCGGGGCUACCGUCGGGGUUGCCGUCGGGCUCGCCGUCGCGCUCGCGCCUCUCGUACGCCGGGGGGCGCCCGCCCUCCUACGCCGGCAGCCCCGUGCACCACGCGGCCGAGCGGCUGGGAAGCGCCCCCGCCGCCCCGGGCGUUAGCCCGAGCCCCAGCGCCAUCCUGGAGCGGCGCGACGUGAAGCCGGAUGAGGACCUGGCGGGCAAGGCGGGCGGCAUGGUGCUGGUGAAGGGCGAGGGCCUCUACGCCGACCCCUACGGGCUGCUCCACGAGGGCCGCCUGAGCCUGGCCGCGGCCGCCGGCGACCCAUUCGCCUACCCGGGCGCCGGUGGCCUGUACAAGCGCGGCUCGGUGCGCUCACUCAGCACCUACUCGGCCGCCGCGCUGCAGUCCGACCUGGAGGACUCGCUGUACAAGGCGGCGGCCGGAGGCGGCCCGCUCUACGGCGACGGCUACGGCUUCCGCCUGCCGCCCUCGUCGCCGCAGAAGCUGGCCGACGUGGCUGCGCCCCCCGGGGGCCCCCCGCCGCCGCACAGCCCCUACUCGGGGCCGCCCAGCCGCGGCUCGCCGGUGCGCCAGUCCUUCCGCAAGGACUCAGGCUCCUCGUCGGUCUUCGCCGAGAGCCCCGGAGGCAAGACCCGCAGCACCGGGGGCUCCUCGACGGCUGGAGCCCCCCCUCCCGAGCUCUUCCCCGGGCCUGGGGAACGCCCGCUCGUUGGGUUCGGGCCGCCUGUGCCAGCCAAGGACACGGAGACCAGGGAGCGCAUGGAGGCCAUGGAGAAGCAAAUUGCCAGCCUCACCGGCCUGGUGCAGAGUGCCCUACUGCGAGGUUCGGAGCCAGAGACCCCCAGUGAGAAGAUCGAAGGCUCCAAUGGAGCAGCCACCCCCUCAGCACCCUGCGGGUCAGGCAGCCGGAGCAGCGGGGCCACCCCAGUGUCCGGCCCUCCCCCGCCCUCGGCCAGCAGCACGCCUGCGGGGCAGCCCACUGCCAUCAACCGUUUGCAGAUGCAGCUACACCUGCGUGGCCUGCAGAACAGCACCAAUGACCUGCGCAGCCAGCUUCAGCAAUUGCGGAAGCUCCAGCUACAGAACCUGGAGUCUUUGCGCGCGCUGCUGAAGGGCACGGAGGCGGAGCUGAGCAUGCGCGUGUCGGAGGCGGCGCGGCGGCAGGAGGACCCGCUGCAGCGGCAGCGCACCCUAGUGGAGGAGGAGCGGCUGCGCUACCUCAACGACGAGGAGCUCAUUACCCAGCAGCUCAAUGACCUGGAGAAGUCGGUGGAGAAGAUCCAGAGGGACGUGUCCCACAACCACCGACUGGUGCCUGGGCCCGAGCUGGAAGAGAAGGCGCUGGUGCUGAAGCAGCUCGGGGAGACGCUGACUGAACUCAAGGCUCACUUCCCAGGCCUGCAGAGCAAGAUGCGGGUAGUGCUGCGUGUGGAGGUGGAGGCAGUGAAGUUCCUGAAGGAGGAGCCACAGCGCCUGGAUGGGCUACUCAAGCGCUGCCGUGGGGUCACAGACACGCUGGCCCAGAUCCGAAGGCAAGUGGACGAAGGUACGUGGCCACCCCCCAGCAACCUCCUGAAUCAGUCCCCCAAGAAGGUGACAGCCGAGACUGACUUCAACAAGAGCUUAGACUUUGAAAUGCCACCCCCCAGCCCUCCACUGAAGCUCCACGAGAUGAGCGGGCCAACCGAGGGGGCCCCUCCGACCCCGAAGGCGGGCAACCCCACCAAAGGCCUGGACACUCCUGGCAAGAGAAGCGUGGACAAGGCUGUGUCUGUUGAGGCUGCCGAGCGGGACUGGGAGGAGAAGCGGGCAGCCCUGACCCAAUACAGCGCCAAGGACAUCAACCGGCUUCUGGAGGAGACACAGGCAGAGCUGCUGAAGGCCAUCCCUGACCUGGACUGUGGGAGCAAGGCCCACCCUGGCCCAGCCCCCACCCCUGACCACAAGCCCCCCAAGAUGCCCCACGGCCAGAAGGCAACCCCCCGAACGGAGCCCAGUGGAAGGAGAGGCUCAGAUGAGCUGACAGUGCCCCGAUACCGCACGGAGAAGCCCUCCAAGUCGCCCCCGCCGCCCCCUCCCCGCCGGAGCUUCCCCUCCUCCCAUGGCCUGACCACCACGCGCACUGGAGAGGUCGUGGUCACCAGCAAGAAGGACUCGGCCUUCAUCAAGAAGGCCGAGUCUGAGGAGCUGGAGGUGCAGAAGCCCCAAGUGAAGCUGCGCCGAGCCGUGUCCGAGGUGGCCCGCCCGGCCUCCACACCCCCCAUCAUGGCCUCUGCCAUCAAGGAUGAGGACGAUGAGGACCGCAUCAUCGCAGAGCUGGAGGUGUUUGAGAGAAGCUCAGUGUCUCCCCUCCCCCCCACGCCCUGCCGCCAGCCGAUCCCCACCUUGCUGUUCCCCCAGGACCCGGGGCCUCCUGGGGGCUCAGCCCCGGGCCCCACAUGGAAGAGUGGCGGUGGCAGUGUGCCGCCCAUGAAGGUGGUGACUCCGGGGACCUCUCGGCUGAAGGCGGCCCAGGGCCAGGCAGGCAGCCCCGACAAAGGCAAGCAUGGCAAACAGAGGGCCGAGUACAUGAGGAUCCAGGCCCAGCAGCAGGCCACUAAACCGUCUAAAGAGAUGAGCGGGUCGAAUGAGACCUCAAGCCCAGUCUCAGAAAAGCCCUCGGCUUCCAGAACCUCCAUUCCCGUAUUGACUUCCUUUGGGGCGAGGAAUUCUUCCAUCUCCUUCUAGAAACUCCCUUACCCCCCACCCCCGCCUGCCCCCUCCCUCAUCCCUGCCAUUUCUCUCCUCGGCUUCCCUUCAUCUCCACCCCACCCCGACACCAUUCUCCAGACCCCCCGAAGGUGGCCCGUCCUCAGCUCUCUCUGCCCAUCCCCUGUUGGUGUUUUUGGUUUUUUUAAUGAUUCACUUUUAAUUAUCUUUUUUUUAAAAAAAAAGAAAAAAAAGAAAAAGCAAACCAGUAAAACUAAAAACCAAAACAUGACACCUUCCCUUGAUUUCCUCUUCCAGAAUGGCACACUUCCUGUCAUCAUGCCUCCUUUUCUCUUUCCCCACUUUCCCUCCCAAGCCCAUCCUGAAGUACCUGCACCCCUGCCCCCCCACUCCCCGUCUCCCACACACUCCUCCCAAAAGCACUCCAAGCAAACUCUGCGCCGUGGAGGCUUGGAGCAGACAGACACCCCCUCUCCCCUUCCUCGGAAGCCUGCCUGGAGGAAAACCUGGACAUUGGACCAACCCCAAAAUCAGGCUGGAAAAUGGGACGUAGGGAGACUUUGGCCCUGGAGGCGCCCCACCUGUCCAGCCUCAGGAUGUGACUCAACACUGCUGCUUCUCUGCUCCCGUCCACUCACGCCUGGGUGGGCCUGGAGUCGAGACAGACGGGCUGGAGAGGGAGGCCAGAGGUGGAGGGGCCUCAGGGUGGUGUGAGGCCGUGGAAUCUGUGUGUCCUCGGAGAGGAGCUGGCUUCCCGGGACCACCUUCCUGUGGUGCGGAGCGGCCUGGCUGGCACCGAUCGGAGGAAGGGGCACCUCUGGACUGCUGGCUGUGGGUGGUGGGUUGAGCAGACAGCCUGACACUGGGGACACUGCCCUUGGAGAGGGCAGCCCCGAGGAGGGGUAUUUGGUACUUUUAGUUUCCUAAUUUAGCACUUUAAAUGGCAUUAACUUAUUUAACGGGGGUGGGGUGGGCAAGAAUGAAGGGCCUAUAGCAAAUUAGAUUUUGAGGCCUCGAGGGUGGGGAGGGUCUGGUGUGAGGGAAGUGGGGGGAAUAGAGGGGGGCUUCAUGGGGGGCAGCGAGGACAGCUCUGACCCCACAGGUGGGGUGACUUGACCUUCAACCAUCCUCUUUGAGAUCUGAGGGUUUUCAGGGAAGGACUGGGGACCCCUGGUGAGAUCCUCGAGGGUCCCUGAAGCCUGACCAGCCAGCCAUCACCACCCCCAGCCUGUGGGCGCCUGCUUUGCAGAGGCUGUGGGCAGUGAGGCUUGCUUUUAGCGGGGUCCUGAGAAGGAGCGGGAGAGACCAGUUUUGGCUCUUAGCCCCGCUCCCCCCAGGGCACAGUGAGGGGCCAGAAGGGAGAGUUAUGUGGUUGGGGGAGGAGGAGGAAGAUGGAGUGGGGUCCCCAGGGAGCAGGAUUCCUAUUUGGAGCACAAAGUGGGGUAAGCACAGGGGAGGGGGCGUUGGGAUUAGUCUCCCCGAGUAAGCACAGAAAGAAGGAGCCAUCGAAGGGGCAGAAGCUCCUAGACCCUGGAGCCUGGCGUUUGGGGAGAGCCAGGGGGAG
Balaenoptera musculus (blue whale) is the source of this 5448-nucleotide messenger RNA. RefSeq names its product SRC kinase signaling inhibitor 1 (gene SRCIN1). The record is from RefSeq and is a predicted model, not a curated record. The transcript has 21 exons. Gene Ontology annotation, biological process: regulation of dendritic spine morphogenesis. NCBI's taxonomy places the organism in Eukaryota, Metazoa, Chordata, Mammalia, Artiodactyla, Balaenopteridae. The coding region runs from base 33 to 3902 and encodes 1289 amino acids. Gene Ontology annotation, cellular component: cytoplasm; actin cytoskeleton; postsynaptic density.